Prunus armeniaca (apricot) is the source of this 543-nucleotide messenger RNA. The record is from the annotation of a GenBank genome assembly. Lineage: Eukaryota; Viridiplantae; Streptophyta; Magnoliopsida; Rosales; Rosaceae.
AUGGUACGUAGUCUAGCCGCGACCCCUCUCCUCCACUUGCGUCUUCCUCUCGUCAUCAGCGUACCAGUGCAUCAUGCUUCUCCAGAAGCUGAUUUUGAGGAUGUGACUGCUCCACCCUCAUUGCCACCUCGGUCUUGUCGUCGUCCCUCUCGGAACCUCCAUGCCGCUGCUGCCCAUUUCAUUUCGCCUGAUGACCAUUUUUCAUCCGCUUCCUAUAAGGCUCAUUACCAUGACAUUGUUGUCCAGCGUCCCAUGUUAAUUGAAGACAACUUUAGUCUUUCUGACCUUGGGAUUGCCUUCACCCACUUCAUCACAGAACGUCGCUGGACUCCCUUGGUUCAAGGCCUGCCACUUCCUAAUUUCUCCAUUGUACGUGAAUUUUAUGCGAAUUUUUCGAUUGUCACAAGUGCUAUUGUUCCUAGUCCUGCCUUGGUGAUUCGAGUACGGGGUAUAGAUAUUCGCCUCACAGAAGACUCAAUUGUUGUUGCUCUUGGGUUGACUUCGCGACGUUCUCCUGAAUCAAACGUUCUUGCCCCUAUAUAA